AUGGCCCGUGGCGAUGGCGAUGAUGGUGGUAUUGGUAGCCAUGGUGGUGGUGUCGAUGAUGAUAAUGAUGAUGAUGGUGGUGGUGUUGAUAGUGCACAUGCGGGAAUGAUUUUUUUUCGCAGCCGUGGAUCGAGGCCAUGGCUGGGGGAGGCCUUGCGGCGCGCUGCACCUGCACUACGCUGGGCUACGCUGGGCUGGGCUGCUCUACUGGCAGUGUUGCAGUUGCAACAAGCGGGGGUGGCUAGCGCACUUGGAUCCGGCCUCGCUCCGCCCACACCGGAACAAGUCGCGUUCCGGGCGAGUGCGAGGAGGGCAGUGUCGGAGAGGCAGGCCGACGAGAAUGGCACAGGAACGCUGGGCUGUCCACACGACCACAGCCGGCCCCCUCAUCUCAACCCAGCUGAGGGCAAGCGACGAGGGUGUCACGUCAGAAACCGCCGUCCCGCGCUACUCUGGCACGGAGCGUUGGAGAGCAGACGCGUCCAUGGCGGCUGCGAAAAGGGGACGCCGUGUGUCGCAGCAGCUGGGCCCCGUCUUGGUCGUCGCCGUGUUGUAGCGCAUUCCAGCGCACUUGGUUGCGUAGGGAAGCAGGGAGGCAGGGAGACAGGGAGCCAGGUGGGCGGCAAACGGCAAACGGCAGACUGGAACCAGCAGCAAUAA
Molecule: messenger RNA, 660 nt
Organism: Bipolaris victoriae FI3
Lineage: Eukaryota; Fungi; Ascomycota; Dothideomycetes; Pleosporales; Pleosporaceae
Exons: 2
Coding region: 1-660 (219 amino acids)
Source: RefSeq, a predicted model, not a curated record